Molecule: messenger RNA, 2978 nt
Organism: Salvia splendens (bonfire salvia)
Lineage: Eukaryota; Viridiplantae; Streptophyta; Magnoliopsida; Lamiales; Lamiaceae
Product: probable transmembrane GTPase FZO-like, chloroplastic
Exons: 11
Coding region: 138-2891 (917 amino acids)
Biological process (GO): thylakoid membrane organization
Cellular component (GO): chloroplast membrane
Molecular function (GO): GTP binding
Source: RefSeq, a predicted model, not a curated record
UAAAAAAGAAUACCAGAAAUCUGUGGAUAACACUCCAACGCUCGUCACCACAAGUCCACAACCAUAAAAAUACAUGCGAAAUUCGUGCUAAUUUUCUACUCUCCACCGCCACCUCUUUCGCCGCCGCCGUCAAAUCUAUGGUAAUAUCUUCAUUCUCUCCAUUAACUUUCACACACCUCUGCCCUCACCUUUUCCUCUUCCACAACAAAUCUUCUCCACGAGCUCCUCCUCCUCGGCGCGGAGCUCCGCGAACCUCUCUCUUCGCUCGCUCCGGCGACUUAUCUGGAACUGGAAGGAAUGCAGUAAUCUCGAGCUCUAUCAGCCAGGAUCCGCCGAGGAGUUUGUUCCCCGGCGGAUACAAGCGUCCGGAGAUCAGAGUGCCGAAUCUCGUUCUCCGGCUGAGCUCCGACGACUUAGAUAGGGAUGAAAAGGCGGUUAUCGAUCUCGUAGACGACGCCGUUUCGGAUAGGGUUGGGAUUGUGGUGCUCGCUGGAGGCGCAGGCAGCGGGAAGAAGCUGUAUGAGGCGGCGUGUCUGCUGAAAUCUGUGAUCGGAGACCGUGCUUAUUUGUUGAUCGAUGAUCGCGUCGAUAUUGCCGCCGCAGUUGGUGCUAAUGGCGUCGUGCUUUCUGAUCAAGGUCUGCCUACUAUUGUGGCAAGAAAUACAAUGAUGGAUGCGAGAACUGAUUCAGUGAUGCUUCCUUUGGUAGCUAGAAACGUCCAAACUUAUGAUGCUGCAUUAGAUGCCUCCGUUUCUGAGGGUGCCGAUUUUCUUAUAUUUACUCUGAAAGGAGGUACUUCUCCUGAGGAGCUCGUAAGCUCCAUAUCAGGGAGCAUAAAAAUUCCAAUUUUUAUCAUGUUUGAUUCUCCUAAAGAUGAAAUGUCGCUGCAUUCCCUAAACUCAGGAGCUAGUGGUGUAGUUGUUUCAGUGGAUGAAUUGAAAUUGUUGGGAGAAGAUGGAUUGAGUAAGUUAUUUCACAGUGAGUAUGCAUCAAAUGCAAAAGUAGAUGACAUAGGACAAAGCUUUGAAAAUAUCAAAACUAUAGACACACAGAAUGGUUUUUAUGGGAAAAAGAUGAUUGGUGGUUUUACGAGAUUGGAAGAGAGAGAACAACAGUUACUAGACAAGGAGCGAAUGAUUUUGAUUGAAGCUACUAGUGUUAUCGAAAGAGCUGCACCAAUGAUGGGGGAUAUCUCGCUUCUCAAAGAUGCCGUUUCUCAACUUCACGAGCCAUUUUCUAUUGUUAUAGUGGGAGAAUUCAACUCAGGAAAGUCGAGUGUCAUCAAUGCUCUUCUUGGGCAAAGAUACUUGAAGGAUGGGGUUAUUCCUACAACUAACGAGAUUACUUUUCUACGCUAUGAUGAUUCAGAAUUUAGCGAGCAGCGUUGUGAAAGGCAUCCUGAUGGUCAAUACAUAUGCUAUAUACCUGCACCAAUUCUGAAAGAAAUGAUAAUCGUUGAUACUCCUGGAACAAAUGUGAUUCUUCAAAGGCAACAACGGCUCACUGAGGAAUUCGUCCCUCGUGCAGAUUUACUUAUUUUCGUCAUGUCAGCUGACCGACCAUUGACUGAGAGUGAGGUUGCUUUUCUUCGCUAUAUUCAACAAUGGAAGAAAAAAGUUGUUUUUGUGCUAAAUAAGUCUGACCUGUAUCGUGGUGCAGAUGAGCUUGAAGAAGCUUUAGCGUUCAUCAAGGAAAACAUACAGAAUAUGCUGAAUGCUGAUCAUGUCACGCUAUAUCCUGUAUCCGCUCGGAGUACUCUUGAAGCAAAAGUUUCUGCUCACGGUGUUGAAGAGCACGAACAAUUAUCAAAUACUCCAUAUCCAGGGGCUAACAACUUCUCCAGUUUUGAAAAGUAUCUAUUUAGCUUUUUGGACACUUCAACAGAUAAUGGGAUUACAAGAAUAAAGCUCAAGCUGGAAACGCCCGUUAAGAUUUCUGAGCGGCUACUAUCUGCUUGUCAAAAACUUGUCAGCGAGGAGCGCCUUAAGGCUGAAGAGGACUUGGUGUUUGUGAAUGAUCUUCUUAGUAGUGUAGAAGAGUAUACACUGCAACUGGAAACUCAGAGCAUUUCUUGGAAGAAACAAAUUUUAUCUCUGAUUGAUAAUACACAAGCGCGUGCAAUCAAACUUGCAGAGUCUACCCUGCAAUUAUCAAAUCUUGACCUUGUUGCUUCAUUUGUUCUCAGUGGAGAUAAAUCUUCCAAGAUGUCAGUGACCUUAAGUCUCCGGAGUGAAAUUAUUGACCCUGCUGCCUCGGAAGCUGAAAAACUGCUUGGGGAUUAUGCUAUGUGGUUAGAGUCGAGCAAUGCCCGCAAAGGAAAUCUGUACAAAGAAUCAUUUGAGAAACGUUGGCCUUCAGUUGUUCGGUCUUCCUCCCAGCUGGAGGCCAGUGAGCUGCUAAGGACAAAACAUGAACUAGGUGGAGCAGUUAUUAGAGAUUUUAGUGCAGCUGCUGCUUCUAAACUGUUUGAACAAGAGAUUCGUGAAGCGCUCUUGGGUACUUUCGGCGGAUUGGGGGCAGCUGGCCUGUCUGCAUCACUUUUGACAUCUGUUUUACCCACCACUCAAGAAGAUCUUCUUGCUUUGGGCCUUUGCUCUGCCGGAGGGCUGUUGGCAGUUUCGAAUUUCCCCAGCCGGAGGCGACAGGUCGUGGACAAAGUGAAGAGAACUGCCAAUGCCUUAGCUCGUGAGCUCGAAGAAGCAAUGCAGAAGGACCUCGUGGAGGCUACGAGCAGGUUAUCGAACUUUGUAACUCUUAUCGGUAAACCAUAUAAAGAAGCAGCACAAGAUCGGUUGAAUAAACUGUUGGGAACUCAGCAAGAGUUAGCAGCAACACAGAAAAAACUUGAAACAUUACAAAUUGAAAUCCAGAACUUUCAUGUGCCAAGGUAGCACUAAAAACCUUUGUUAUUGUUGUAGGUUUAUGUAUGAUGGGAAAAUUUUAGGAAAAAAAAGUUAAUUUUUAUUUUUUUGAUAAUA